AUGGAUGCAGAAGACCCUUAUAACAGCCCCCCAGAUACAAUGAACUACAGGGGCUACAAUGCAUCACCUUAUGCAGAACCAUUAAACCCGUACGCCCAACCCAUGGAGGACAUCAUGGAGAACGAUGACAUGGAAAUGAUGGCAGAAUACGACGGUCGCUCUUUUAAUGAGGAUCGUGAGACGGAGGAACACCCUCCAACUUUAUCCGUAAAGAAAAAUUUUAAACUUUUUCCUAGGCCUCAAGUAAAACUUUUUGGCCGAGAAAGACUGGAUGUCCAACUGCCUCCAUCCCCACGCAUUUCGUUCACAGAUUUUGACGAGGAAGACGACGAGUGUGAAGAGGAGCCACAAAUCUUCCAUGAGCAAAGAAAUCCUAGACAACCCCCAGCGAAAUCUCUUUAUGCAAAGUCGCUUCAAAGAAACGCCGGUCAGUCCAAUGUUAGGGGGGUUCAGAAGUUGUUGUCUUCAAAACCAGUGGGGAGGAGAUUCAAUGUUCCAUCUCAAAAGGGGUAUCAAGAAACGCAAUCGGAAAAUUAUUCUCCAAGAGCGUUUGGGAGCCCAUUAGGACAGCUGAUGAAAAAUUCCCUUACUCCAAAGCCGAUCCUAAAGCAUCAAGGUAGUCAGAUGACCAAGCAGGCCGGUUCUCAACCCAUGACCAGAAACCCUUUUGCCGAAACCAAUUUUCCCAGGACGACACCAGCACAAGCUUCUUUAAAACACUCAAGAAGUCCAGCGCCUAAUCAUAAUUCCCAACAAAUGCAGCAACAACUCGAUUCCCUCCAAAAGGGAAUGUCCUCCGCUCAGCCUUACCAUAAACGUUUCGGACUAAAAUUAACGGGAAUGGACAACUCACAUUUUGCGAGAAAGGUGGAAUAUUCCUCUUCCAAUAAUAACAAUAGUGAAAAACGGCCAAGUCCUCACCCAGGAGGGUUUAAUAAUCACAGGAAAGAAAUAUCUACACCCCCAUCCCCAAAUCUCUCCACACGGCAGAGGCCACUUUCCCCAAAGCCAGCAAUGAAUGCGUUUGGCUUAAACCAUUCAAACUCUAUCUCACCCAACCACCGUGGAGACUUUAGGAAAGACACGCCAUCUUUAAUUGGGCAGAAACAUCUUCCAUCCUCGCCUCAAAUGGCCAAAACCAAUUUUCCACCAUCUCCUUCGCCCUCCAGGAUGACUCACUGGUCUACAAACUCCAAUAGUCUAAAACCACCAUCAUCUGCCACUCCUGUGAAUCCAAAUAUUGGGCACCUACCAUCGCCCCCAUCAUUAAGAAGAGAGAACAGUUUUAGAAAUGAACAACUGAGGCUAUCGAUGAAAUCCAAGGGGUCUUCUCCUGUUCCCCAGAGGAAUGAACUAAGGUCCAGGAAUGAUGUUCAAGCCCAGCACAACACAUCAUCACCUUGGGCAAGUCCAUCGCUCCACCAACAUGGCAGCCAUCAAAGAAGAGAUCUACAAAAGGCAGCCUCACCUCAGCCGAUAAGACGGAAUCUAGAUGAUCUUCGUUCUGAUCCUUAUGAAGAACAAGGAGAAUGCCCUGAGAAUUGGGGGAAGAAUAACGAACCCCCAACAGAAGCAGUUAAACCUUUACUAAGGAAUCCAUUUAUGAAACAUCUCAGACGCACCGGUGACAUGAAACCUUCAAACCCAUCGCAUCCAUCCUCCUCAAGAGGCUCGAUGUCAAGGAUGCCACCAUACAGACAGGAAAACAUAAACGUUUCCCCUCAGAUGUCACAAAGGCAGGUCGAUAACUUUUCAGCAACCAGGGGAAAAGCUUUUUCGCAAUCUAUAUCCUCCACUCAACAGCAAAGGUCUCCAGCAUUGGGGAGAUAUAACAGCAUGAGAGAGAAUUCAAUGGUUCCUCCACCUACACCAACCUUAAAUAGGCAAGGAAACAGUUAUUUGAUGCAGAGAGAAGAUCCGCAGGAUUUUACACAAUCUUAUUCCGAGAGGCGAAAGUCACCGGUCACGGGAAGGUAUGACAGUAUGAGAGGAACUCCGGUACGCCCUGCGCCGGGUUCAGUGCCCGAUGCUAAAAGCCCAUUCUGGAAAAGGAUAGGGCAACCUCUUGUGGGAUUGUCCCAGGAGCCACCCCGGACACACCAAGGAAAUCAUUCAGCGCCUACUCAAGGCCCACAUGCAAAUCCAUUUGUAAAGAGAUUUGGACAAGUGACAAAUAAUCUGGUGCAAAAGCCACAAUCCCCAUCUUUCUCCAUGAGAGAAACGGAUGAGAGAGAAGGUAUUUAUAAACAUCCUCCAUCCCAAACUAGAGUCCAUCAGGAUGGUCGUCAACCACCACCGAACCAAACAUCCAUUGGGGAUCCGGCCUUCCAUGUAGGACAAACAAGUCAUUCCAGAUCACCUUCUCCUGGGGUAAAGUCUUUGGGUGGCUUCAUGUCUGAAUCAUUAAAUCAAAGGCUAACCAGAUCCCCUCAAGGAAAAUCUAAUAUUAAUAUACAAUUCAAAGGAUCACCAACAUUGUCCGGUGCCAGCCAUGCUUUUCCAAGGCUUCCCCACCCAAGGUAUAUGGGACCUGGUCCUCCAAAGGCGCCAUUAGAGUAUUAUGAUGUGGAUAUGGAUGAUGGGAUAGGCAGAUAUGCGGUGGUCAUGCCCCAGAUUCAAAGGAUGGGCUCCAUCAGAGGUCGUGGAACUUUGAGGAAACAGCCAUGGCCUAGACACCACGUAGGGAACUUCCACCACAUACAGGGAACGUCUAAUAAAUCCCUUCACAUGCCUUGGUCGGAGACACUGAGAAGAGGAUCGCGCAGGGCCAGGGAGAAAGUGGCUAGUUACCUCGCUUACGGGAGUGGGAGAUCUCCGAGAAGCUGGCAGCGCAUGAUCAACCCUGGACCAGAAUCUCCAUGGAACAGCAAGAUGCAGCGCAUGCAGAGCCCGCACGACACGAGGCCGAGCGAACAGCAUGAUGGCAACGGAGCCCAUGACAUGACACAACUGGAAGACCUGCAGGAAGCGUCGGUUCUCAAUAAUUUACGCAUGAGGUUUGACCGGGAUAUGAUAUACUCUGGCAAGUUAUCUGUCGGCCGCCAUGUUCCUUCCACGCAGACGUACAUCGGAAGCAUCCUCCUCUCGGUGAAUCCCUACAAGAUGCUUAAUAUUUACGGAACCGACCACGUGCUGCGCUACGAGGGAAGAGCUUUGGGAGAGAACCCGCCGCACCUUUUUGCCAUCGCAAACAUAGCGUACACCAAGCUCAUGGAUGCCAAACACAACCAAUGCAUUAUCAUCAGCGGCGAAAGCGGUUCUGGAAAAACGGAAGCCACGAAGCUUGUCCUGCGCUACCUGGUAGCGAUUAACCAGAGGAGAGGAGUGACCAAUCAGAUUCUGGAAGCCACCCCUUUGCUGGAAUCUUUCGGAAAUGCCAAAACCGUCCGAAACGACAACUCCAGCAGAUUCGGGAAAUUCGUGGAGAUCUACUUAGACGAGGGCAUUAUCUGCGGUGCCAUAACAUCCCAAUACCUGCUUGAAAAGUCUCGAAUCGUGUUUCAGGCCAAAAACGAGAGGAAUUACCAUAUUUUCUACGAGAUGCUGGCCGGACUUCCCUCUCAGCAGAAGCAGAUGUUUUAUCUUCAAGAUGCUGAAACCUAUUAUUACCUGAAUCAGGGGGGUAACUGCGAGAUUCCGGCCAAGAGAGACGCUGAAGAUUUCCGGAGGCUGCUGAACGCCAUGGAGUCCCUCGGCUUCACCGCGGAGGACCAAGACAGCAUCUUCCGAAUCCUCUCUUCCAUUCUGCACCUGGGCAACGUCUACUUUGAGAAAUACGAGACAGAAUCCCAGGAAGUGGCUUCAGUUGUGAGCGCGAGUGAAAUCCGAGUGGUGUCUGAACUGCUACAGAUUUCACACGAGGGGCUUCAGAAGUCGAUAACUUUCAAAGUGACGGAAACCAUGAGAGAGAAAAUCUUCACUCCGCUGACCGUGGACAGCGCUGUAGAUGCCAGAGAUGCAAUUGCCAAGAUUUUAUACUCCCUGCUGUUCAGUUGGCUCACAGACCGAAUCAACAAGCUGGUGUCCCCCACACAAGAUGCCUUAUCCAUUGCUAUACUGGACAUAUACGGCUUCGAGGAUCUCACCUUCAACAGCUUCGAGCAGCUGUGCAUCAAUUACGCCAACGAAUACCUGCAAUUCUUCUUCAACAAGAUUGUGUUCAAAGAGGAACAGGAAGAGUAUAUCCGAGAGCAGAUAGACUGGAGAGAGAUUUCGUUCAACGACAACCAGUCCUGUAUAGACAUCAUUUCCCAGAAGCCGUACGGAAUUCUCAGAAUCCUUGAUGACCAAAGCUGCUUCCCCCAGGCCACAGACCACACAUUCCUACAAAAGUGUCACUACCAUCACAGCACUUCGGAGUUGUACUGUAAGCCAAAGAUGCCUCUGCCGGAAUUCGGAAUUAAGCACUUCGCUGGGAAAGUCACUUACCAGGUACACAAAUUCUUGGACAAAAACUACGACCAGGUCAGGCAGGAUGUCCUGGACCUCUUUGUCAACAGUAAAAUCAAGGUGGUGGCCAACCUGUUUUAUAGCCAUGCUCAGGUACUUGCGCAGCAGAAAACCAUGAUGGGAAAAAGCAACACCGUCACUCGAAAAUACAAGGCCCCUACGGUGGCCGCAAAAUUCCAGCAAUCGCUCCUCGAGCUGGUGGAGAAGAUGGAGCGGUGCAACCCUUUCUUUGUCCGCUGUAUCAAACCCAACAGCAAGAAGGAACCUAAUUUCUUUGAAGUUGACGUUGUGACCUGUCAGCUGAAAUACUCCGGGAUUCUGGAGACCAUACGGAUUCGUAAAGAGGGCUAUCCCGUUAGGAUCCCGUUCCACAUCUUCCUGAGCAGGUAUCGCUGCGUCAUGGACCUUGGGCAGAAUAUCCGUCCAGAUGGACAGAUCUGCGUCACCGUCCUGAGAAGACUCUGUCCAUCCGUUAAUCCUUCCAUGUACUGUAUUGGAGUGAGCAAGCUCUUCAUGAAGGAAAAUCUGUAUCAGCUCCUGGAGAGUAAACGGGACCAGCUAAUGAACAAAGCGGCCGUGACCCUGCAGCGCUACAGCCGUGGAUACCUGACGCGGAAACGCUACUACACCUUACGGCACAGGAUCAUCCAGCUCCAGGCCCUAGCCCGAGGUUACAUGGCCAGACGAAGGUUCCACAAUUGGAGGAAGAGUAUGCUGAAGUUUCGGGCGUUAGUCCGCAUGUAUGUGAACCGGAGGAGGUAUCUGAGAAUGAAAGCUGAGGCUCGGAGGCUCGCAGAGGAGGAGCGCAGAAAGGCAGAGCAGGAGCUGACCAAGAGAGAAGUAGUCAGUGUCACUCAUCUGGAGAUCCCAGCAGAGCUGGCCGGGAUUCUGCGUUCAACAGCAGCUCAGAAGAACCUCAUGCUGGAGUUUGUUGUUCCCAUUCACCACCCUAGGGUGGCAGCUGACACCCAACUCACUCUACCUCUGGACAUCAACAAUUACCCCCUGUUUAAAUAUGUGCGGGUCUUCUUAAAGGAGCCAUUAUUUGGGAUGCUGACCGUGCCACUUGGAUCUUCUCUGCUCCCCAUAGAGGACGAGCUGAGACCACAAGCCAUAACUUCAUUUAAACUGAUAUUGAGGUUCAUGGGUGACCCUUUCCUCAAUGGAGUCCAGGAGACAAUGUUUGGGAACUAUAUAAUCCACAAGGGUCUGUCCAACAUGGGCCUGAGAGACGAGAUCUUAGUACAAUUGAUCAAUCAGGUGUGGAGGAACACCAACCCCAACAAUGAAGAACGUGGCUGGUAUCUCCUGGCCUCCUGUCUCAGCAGCUUUGCACCGUCUCCGAACCUGGACAAGUAUCUACUCAAGUAUGUUUCUGACUAUGCCUAUGAUGGCUAUAAGUCCGUGUGCCAACAUAAACUCAUUCAAGCAAUACAGAAAUCACAGCAAGGGUCUGAAACUUCUCGCACCUUCCCUCCAUGUUUACUGGAGUGGACGACCAGCAGGGAGAGAGCCAACAUGGCCCUGGACGUCCACUGCUUCGACGGUACAAAGACUUUGUGUCCGAUUCACUCGUGGACCUCUGGAGAGGAGAUUGCCGGGGAUGUCCUCAGACACAGAGAGGUGAUUGAAGGUUGGCGCGGCUGGUCGGUCUCCAUAACAAACAGCGGUCGCUGGGCAGAGCUGGCCGGCCAUGAUUACGUCUUGGACCUGAUCUCCGAUGUGGAGCUGCCUAGAGAAUUUCCUAAGCUGAAGUCUUAUUUCAUCACUGGGUCAGAGGGAGUACGAGACAACCUCAACUACCCCAAUAUAGUAUUUGCCAACGGCUCGGGCAUGGAGGAGGAGGAGGUGCCGCCUCCACCGAAUAUAAAAGCUCCAUCUUUACCGGCUCCGGCAGUGCCAGAUUCUGACGGCUACUACAGUCAUGAUUCCGACACAUUCAGCGAACCCCCAUCCCAGAAAGGAAUGGACCAUUACCUGGACAGUCUGUUUGAUCCUGUGCUUUCCUACGGGAAUGGGGAUCUGGAGAAGCUGACCGCAAUGUCCCAGAAGAUGAAAGGUGGCGGAGGAGUUGGGGAGAGAGAUGCAGAGGAGGCUCCUGGAGACGACGGCUUUCCUUCUGAGACAUCCCACCAACCGGACUUAGAACAAGCCAUAUACGCUCAUCAGCAAGCAUACAUCAACCAGCAGGCCAUGUUACUGGCCCAGCAAAUGACCAUGCAAGCCAUGGCUCUCCAGCAGCAAAUGGUCAACAAUGCAUCUAUGGAGGCCCCACAAGCCAACAGCGCUCUACCCCACUCCAGCCAAUCCGGUUCGCACCACGUGACCCCGGUAGUGGCUCCGAUGCCUAGGACAGGGUUACCGUUCCAGAGGAAUCCCAUGAUGGGAUCUUCUCACAGAACUCAAACAUCUACCACCAGAGAGAGAUCCUUUAAUCAAGGACCAGGUCUCUCCCCCCGUCAAAGACCUGAUGAUGUUGUCCAUCACACCGCUGUGAACUCAGAGCAUUUCCCGCAACCAUCCCACAAUAUUAAGGACAUAAUAAAUCAAUAUAAACAACCGGGAAGGCCCAGGUCUCCUGUACCUGUAGCCAGAAAGCAACCAGCGAACAUUUUCGGAAGAAAAAUGGAUCCGCACGAAGAGGCCUUAAAGAUCCUCAAGGGUCAGAUGCCUUCACGACCAUUAACCGGCCCAACACAGGUCUCCAGUAUGUCAUACGUUCCCAAGCCCUCGAGAGACACCGUUGCUUUGGUAAAACCUGUACCCAGCAUUAAGAACAAGAAGCCGGAUUCUCCGCCACCCAUUAGCUGCGUCAGACCCACCACAGCACGGGCAGUCUCUGUGUCUCGGGAACUGUCCGAGGAACAAGAAAACAUCCAGACUCAGCUGCACCGUCAGUACAGUGAGGAAUAUUACACUUACAGCAACGUACCUUGGAGGAUCUAUAUCAGAAAGGAGGUUUUCUAUCCUAGAGACAGCUUCAAUAAUCCGCUCAUUCUGGAUCUAGUCUUCAAGCAAGUGAUUAACGACACCCUGUCGGAGAGCUGCGUCAGGAUCACCAAGGAGGAGAGACAGAAGAUGAGAAGCCUGCUAACUGAGUACAGGUUGGACUCCAUCAACGCCAUAGCUGAUGAAACCAUAAAGAAGAAGAUUGUGACGGCCGCCCGGGAGGAAUGGGAAGUGUAUUUUUCAAGACUUUUCCCAGCCGCUGGAAGUGUUGGGACUGGUGUCCAAAUCCUUGGGGUUUCUCAUAUGGGGAUAAAACUUCUAAAGAUGUUGAAGAGCGGUGGGUCAAACCCAGAACAGCUCCGGGUGCUGAGAAGUUACAGUUACGCCGACAUCAUGUUUGUAACGGUCCUGUCCAAGAACAUGCUGGAGUUUAACCUGACCAACGAGAAGCUCAUCCUUUUCUCCUCGAGGUCCAGCCAGGUCAAGACCAUGAUCGAUUGCUUUUUGACGGAACUCAAGAAGGAUUCCAACUAUGUUGUUGCUGUCCAGAGCUACGUGACAGAGGAUAAGAGCUUUCUGAGUUUCCAUAAAGGGGACAUUAUCCGUCUUCAGCCACUGGAAGGACUUCAGAAAGGCCAAAAUUAUGGCUGUGUUGUAAGGAAGAAAGUGAUGUACUUGGAGGAGCUAAAACGUGGAACUCAAGAUUUUGGCUGGAAGUUUGGAGCCAUCCAUGGCCGAGCUGGCCUUUUCCCAGCAGAGUGCGUUCAGCCGGUGGCAGCGCCUGACUUUGUCAACCUGCCGGCCGACAGGAAGGAAGAGCCGAGGAACCGGCGGAGCAGAGCUGCGGCUUCAGCUGCAGUUGCCGUGGCUGUGGCCUCAACUGCUGUGGCUCACGAGUUUGACAAAAAGAUGGAUGGCUCCCCUACGCCCAGCGAAUACGCGGAAAGUUUGGAUGAAUACGCAGAUCCAGCCACUUCUGAGAUUACGUUGCAGGGAAGUCAGUUUAACAUGGUGGACUUUGCCAAGAAGUAUUUCCGAGAGGGACAGAGAAUGGCGGCCCGACUGCAAGACGAACAGUCAAAGAAGACUCCAGGAGAGUCCUUUAAGCAGAGUUCCAAGAAAAGCAAAGACGCCCAAGACCCGGCUGAUAUGCUGAAAUUUACUAAGAACCCUAUCCAGGAAUCCCUCAUCGAGUUCAGUGACAGCAGCAUGAACCGAGUAGCCGCAGAGAUCUUCCUGGCCGUGAUGAGGUUUAUGGGUGAUGCUUCCAUGAAGGGCCAGUCCGAGCUGGAUGCUGUCUGCACUGUCUUAAAGUUGUGCGGGGAACACGAGGUCAUGAAGGACGAGGGAUACUGUCAGAUCAUCAAACAGGUCACAGAUAACUCCAGCACCAAGACGGACAGCUGCCAGCGAGGAUGGAGGCUCCUCUACAUAAUGACGGCUUAUUACAAGUGCUCCGAUGUUCUGAAGCCUUACUUGUUCAAGUUUUUUCAAGACACGUGCCGGAGCCCUGGAUUACACUUCCAAGGCAUUGCCAAGGCUUGCGAGCAGAAUCUUCGUAAGACACUGCAGUAUGGAGGCAGAAGUGAAUACCCCAGCACAAUUGAGCUAAAAGCCAUGGUGGCCGGAAGAAGCUCGAAGAGGCAGCUGUUCCUUCUGCCUGGAGGGAUUGAACGUCAUCUUAAGAUAAAGACUUGUUCGGUGGCUUUUGAUGUCGUUGAGGAGAUCUGCAUGGAGAUGGGAGUUCACAAAGAUGAAGCCUUCAACGAAUACGCCAUCUUCGCGGUUACUAACAGAGGUCAGAACGUCAGACCCCUGAACAGAAAGGAGUACAUUCUGGAUGUGUCUGCAGAGAUGGAGCAAACUGACAGCAACUACAUGUUCUGGUUCAGGAGGGUUAUUUGGACGCAGCCUCUGAAGUUUGAGAAUGAACUGUAUGCGACGAUGCAUUACAACCAGGUGCUUCCUGAUUACCUGAAAGGACUAUUUAAUGUCUUAUCCCAUUUGAAGCCAACGGAGCAACAGUUUCAGCAGAUUUCACGGCUGGCAGCUCUCCAACACCGCGCCAAAGACAGCGUCUAUCUGCCUACUGUCCGUGAAGUUCAGGAUUAUAUUCCAAGCCAGUUCUACAAGGCGGUGAAGCCGCAGUCAUGGCUGAACAUGGUGAUGCAGCAUAUGCAGCAGAUCCAGCCUCUGAGUCCACACCAGGGACGAGCGCAGUUCUUGGGUCUGGUCAGUGCCUACCCCAUGUUCGGCUCCUCGUUCUUCUACAUCCAAAGCUGUGGUAACAACAUGGUGAUCUCUCCGUGCAUCCUGGCCGUCAACCAGAACGGGCUCAACUUCCUCAACAAGGAAACACACGAGCUGGUGGUGACGUUUCCGCUGAAGGAGAUCCAGAGCACAAAGACCCAGCGACCUGCUUCAGGCUUCAGUUACCCCUACGUAGACAUUGCGCUGGGAGAUAUGAUGUCACAUCGGGUAACACAACUACAGCUGGAACAGGGUCUGGAGCUGUGCAGAGUGGUCGCCGUCCACAUGGAAAACCAUCUCCAGAGUUGCGAUAAACGCUUAACGCUUCCUCCCAGCGAGAUAACUCUGCUCUGAUUGGCAGGUUACCCUGCUAGGUUCUUUUGUCCAUUAUCCAGUAACAGGUCAGGCUACGAUGGUGCCAUCCACAUAAACACAACCGCCCAAUCGGG
This is a messenger RNA of Spea bombifrons (plains spadefoot toad), 10097 nucleotides long. RefSeq names its product myosin XVA (gene MYO15A). Lineage: Eukaryota; Metazoa; Chordata; Amphibia; Anura; Pelobatidae. The transcript has 64 exons. Gene Ontology annotation, molecular function: cytoskeletal motor activity; ATP binding; protein binding. Gene Ontology annotation, cellular component: cytoskeleton; myosin complex. The record is from RefSeq and is a predicted model, not a curated record. The coding region runs from base 1 to 10002 and encodes 3333 amino acids.